UCAGUGUCAAACAAAAGCAAGAAAAAAAGGCAAAAGCAUUUUGCAUUGUAAUUUGUGUUGAUUUGUCGAGUAUUUGUGAAUAUUUCAUUUUAAAUCUCUUGAAUUUCAUCAAUAAAUAUUUAAUUGCAUUCAAAUUCAAUAACUACAUAACAGGCUCUAAUAAUAAACUCGUUGAUUUGCGGAAUUUAGAGGAAAACAGUGUAGCCUAUUGCUGUACAUUGGUAAAUCCCCCUGUGACUCAUAAUCAUAAACUAAUAAUAACAUCCUGGACCAUUUCCCUUUAAGAUUAUCAGUUGCAACAGUUGUGAAAUUUAAUUAUGGUGAUGAUAAUAUUUUAAGUUUUGUUGUGCCUAAUAUGUUUGACAAUAAACACUUCGACGAAGACGAUUAUUUGGAAGGUUUUUAUACGGAGAAAGUAACCACAACAACCCUCGACAUGAGCUUCCAAGCAACGCUGUACAUAGUGGGCGUCAUAGUGCUGGUAGUGUUGUUCAUCGCUUGCUGCGCCCACUGCUGCUGCCGCCGCAACCGCGGCCAAGUGCUGCAGCCGCCUCCGGUGCAGCAAGUAACAGUACAGACGCCGUAUCCACAACAACAGUACAGUGUUCCCUAUCCGACUGCACAAGUGGUGACGACGUAUCCUGUGCACACGGGUGCACAAGUAGCGUACCCCCAGAGUACGGGUUACCCGUACCCCUCGAUGCCGACCGCCAGCCCGAACCCGGCGCCCUCCGCGGCGCCCUACCCCACUGCGUCCUACCCCGCGGCGGCGCCCUACCCGACGCCGUACCCGAGCACUGCCUAUCCUUCAGCACCAAGCGCGCCCGAAGCUAAUGUUUUCUUUGGGAUCGCCCCGCCCGGCUGGAAUACUCAAGCGAUGCCGCCCUCCUACGAACAAGCCGUAUGCGCCAAGCCCGCUGCGUCCAACCCCUACGCCGCGCAGUAGUGUUAUAACAAUUAAAGUGUAUGUGAUAUAACCACACUAGUGUCUUUAAGUGCUAUUUAUGUGCUCUACGUCUGAUUAUGCAUUUAUGCUCGCAAAUUACGGUACAGCAAGUAUUUAAUCUUCCCAGUAAUAUGCGAUCAGGUAAACAGACUACUCGUAUAUGAGAUUAUAUUAGAAUUCAGUGAAUCGGAAGUCUUGAUUUAGUUAUAUAUUUCAUGAUGUAGGUUAGCACCGUUCUUAUGAUUUGUGGCUGGAUUACAGUGUUCUUGCCAUUGAGUUGUAUGUACUACAUACUGGAGACGCUGUGUCAAACACAAAACACGUUUUCUGGCUGAUUGAAGUAUAUGCAGCAGCCAGUGAUGGAUUAAAGUAACUUGAUGCUAUAAACAGUCAACCCUGUGGGUCCCUUAUCCUUAAUUAAACUACAAAGAGUUUUUAAAAAAAAUGCGUUAACUUUCGUGUGCUCGUUUAUUUUCUCGAUCGUUUCUGGUGCUCUCUUAGUCAGGAUGCAAGCUUAAGCAAUUGCUUAGAUAGCUUAUAGGUUAAUCCAGGACUGACUGCAGCACUAAAACAUUAGUUAGGUCUACCCAUAUUAUAAAAUUAUGCAGAGCUAGAUCGCGACCAUAACGUCAUGUUUCGUUUAAUAAGAUAUUCUAGUAAGAAACUAUGAACUAGUGCGGUGUUAUCACCGCAGUUGAACGGAACGCAGUAGUGAUGACUUCUCUAGUAUAUAGUACAUUAUAACUCAAUGGCUCUCGCUCAAAAUGUACAUUUCACCAAUAGUAGAAGAGUAUCAACUCAUUCAAACCUUUGUAUUACUGUUAAAAUUCUAUAGAUAUAUCUAUAUUAUAGAACAUUUAUACAUACGUCUGGCACUUUUGAAAGUCGAGACAAUUACUUGGCUUAAGAGGAUCCUAACAUUGAUUGUGUGUGAAGAAUGCUGAUGCCCAUAUUCAUAGAUGUUCCUCACAAUCGAACUUUUUCAGGGCACAAGAGAUCAUAAAUUGCUUAUUUACCUAUAUAGUGACAAACUCAACACUCUACUCAUCUCUCUUCAAUUGAGUAACAUUUAUUAAUAUAGUAGUCUCAAAAUACUCAACUUGCUUUUCCUUUUACCCGUAAAAACAGUGUUCUCUAUUGGAACUUGGAAGAGAUAUGACACUUGUUCAUGAAUGGGGAUGAUGACUAGGUUUGAAUAUAUUGAUUUUUAUGAUACAUUCGGGUAAAUAAGGUCAAUGUAAACUAAUUUAUACAUAAACACCAAAAUUGUCUGGAUAUUUGCAAAAUAAAUAAGAUUAUAAAAUUUCAAAAAUCUAUUAAAAAUCUUUUAUCGUGAUUAGAUGAAAAUUCAUACAGUACAAUAUUAGCUGGCUUAUAUUAAAUGUGACAUUUUUUAAUAAAUGAACUAUAAACAUAAACGCACAAAUAACAAAGAUAUUAGUAAUUUUGUUUGAACGCCCAUACAAAUCUAAAGAUUAUUAUGUACCUACGACGUCAUUAAUUCGUACCAUUUUCUAUGGGGCGUUUUUCAUUGAUCCGUAUCAGUGCAGCAAAUCUGACCCUUUAAAUCCCUGUAUCUCCGAAAGUAAUGAUCGCAGAUACCCUGUUACUUUUACAAAAUUGCUUUACUAUUAGCAUACUCUUAAUUUAUAUACAAUUUAAAAAAACUGUCAUCAUCCCUAUUGAUUGCAAGUUAAAGUUCUCCAAUUAUUAUCAUACAUAAUUCAUGGAUUGUGUUUAUAAACUUCCCAUUGUAUUUCGAAAGUAAAAUGAAAUUUUAUGAAAUUGCACUUCACCUAUACAUUGUAAUCUCUUGCUUUGUAAACCGAGAGACUGAAAUUAAAACAUUUCAUCAUCAUUAAUAAUAUGAUUUAUUUUAUCACAAAAAAAUUAUAAAUAGUUGGGCAUUAAUUUCAUCAAAUUUCAAAACAAUGUAUCUUCUGAAGCCGAAUUAAGUACUUUCACUAUAUAAUGAGAGUGACAGAAGUAUAAUAUUUAUUUAUCUGGCAUAAGGAAUAUAUUUCCUCAUCUGUUAUUUAUUUGGGAUAAUAAAUAAAUGAUAGAAAAUAUUGAUAUAUUGAAAUAUUUUAAAGAAUUAAAUAUCACGUGUCUCAAACGGUGAAGGAAAAAUCGUAAGGGAACCUACAUACGUGUGUGAAGUCUGCCAAUCCGCUUUGGACUAGCACGGUGGACUAUUGGCUUAACCCCUCGCAUUCUGAGAGGAGACUCGUGCUCAGCAGUGAGCCGAAUAUGGGUUUUAAAAAUGAUAAUGAUGCUUUAUAUAUUCCUUAAACCGGAUCUCGUAUUAUAAUCUGGCAAGUUCGUUGAUAACACAUCCAUGAUAUGCGGGCGACGGGGGGAAAGACUGCGCGGGUGUAAAAUCGUGCGUGCGGGGAAGUGACGUGCAUCAAUCGAGGGUUUUUCAUUCAUCGCUACACGCCCCCCGGCCCGCGCGGAACAUCGGGAGUGUUACGAACGAAGUUGCCAAGCUAUAUAUAGAUAGUCACAAAUCCAUCAAUGCUUUACAUUGUGAUAAAAAUUAUGACAGAUAGUUUAUAUAUAAAUAUGAUUUAUGUUAAAUGCUUAUGAAGAAUAUUGUAUAGCAAAUUGAAUUUAUUUUAGUUUUGAAAAAGUACUUAAAAAUAAUUUUUAAAUUGAUUUAAGUUUAAUUAUUGUAAUUGCCAUGUAAUUGUACCUAUGUUAUGAUAAUUUUACUUCUUAUUUGUAAUUACAUUAAGCAUACUAGUAGUUACCAUGUGAACACUGGGAUUUGCGUUUUUUUUUUAUUUUUAUUAUUUUUUUUUUUUAAUAGUCUAUGUAUACUCUACCUUAUUACUCAAAUAAAUGUGCUAAAAUAUGAAUAUAAUGUGUACCUUCAUACCUCACAAAAACCAAUAUUUUCAUUAUUAUUAUUAUAUACUGCCUAAUGACACAGUGGGUAGUAGCCCUGCCUUUUGCAUCCUAGGCUGUGGGUUCGAUUUCUACAACUGGAAAAUGUUUGCAUGAUAACAAUGGGCGUUUUCCAAUGGCUGGAUAUUUAUCUAUAUAUUAUGAGUAUUUAUAUAAAUUAAAAAAUAUAUAUUCUUCAUUUAUUUUAGUACCCAUAACACAAGCUAUAUGCUUAUUUGUGUAUUGUCCAAAUUUCAUCUAUUUUAUUUGAUUUCGCGAUGUAAAAUGUGUGUUUAACUGUGUCUUUACUGUGUUCAUCUGUCUAUAAUAUGUGUGUUUUUGUGCCGCUCUAAACACAAAACUCGUGGGCCAAUUUUGAUAAAUUUUCCUAAUUAUGCGAGUUAUUAAAUAUUAUUUAAUUGGAAAAAUAUCUCCUUUUUAUUAAGUCAAAUAUUUAAACGUAUUCUCACGACAACGACAAGACCCUCAAAUGUUAAACGUCAAAGUUCUAGUCCGCUCUGAAGUUGCAGUCGAACUGCACAGCUAUCUUGGCUGGUGGGAGGCUUCGGUUGUGGCUAGUUCCCACCGUACCAGCAAAGACGUACCGCCAAGCGAUUUAGGGUUCCGGCACCAUGUCGUGUGGAAACCGAAAGGCGUGUGGAUUUUCAUCCUCCCCUAACAAGUUAGCCCGCUUCCAUCUUAGAUUGCAUGAUCACUUACCGUCAGGUGAGAUUGUAGUCAAGGGCUAACUUAUAAAAAAUUAAAAAGAAAUUUGACCCUACUAUGAUUUGUUUUGAACGGACUAGAAGUUUAGCUCAUAAAAGGUUUGUGCUUAUGCCGCCAUACCAAAUCUGUGGGCUCUAACAAGAAUGGGGUAGUUGACAUUUUUUUUUAUUGUUCAUAUUAUAUUAAAAGUAUGUUAAUAGUAGUCAAUGACUUAAUUUUCCCGAAAAUCUUAUGAAAUUCAAUAUAUUCUAAUGUAAUAUUUCACGAUCGCUCAAAUUGAACGAUUUUAUUUAACGUAGUCAAAUAUAAUAUGGCAACACUUCAUGUAAAUGUACUAUGUACAUCAUGUUUAUGUAUUUAAGUAUGUACUAUUUAGGUAAAAUUUCGAUUUUGUAUGAAUACAAUUUUGUUUUCGAGUGGAAUAUAUAAUUAUUAAGUUAUUAUAAAACGCAGGGUUCUUUAUACGUUAUUUUCGACACACUCUUAAAAUAAAUAAAAACUAACAUGUUUUAUUUCAGUAAUAGAUAUGCUUAUAAAAAAAAAAUUGUAAAAAUUACGUUAAAAGUAGUUUGUAAGACUGAUAUAAUAUCUAGUAUGUUAAUCUCAUAACAUGCAUGUCAAGAGAUUAGUCCAUAAAGUAGAGCCGCGACAUCUUUUUCUAUUGAAUACGAAUACACCAAAGAAAUACAGGGCCUAUAACCUUGUAACCCGCUUGAUGAUGGAUUAUUUAGUGGGGGUUCACCAUUCUAGCACCUUGGGACACCAACGUCCACUGGCUCCUCGAACUAACCCUACUCACUGCCACUUUAGCUUUGCGACGUGUUGAGCUAUGUCGGUGACUUGGUUCAUCUGCGGAUCUCAUUACUGAAUCGCUCAUGUAAAGAAACUCCGAUCAUUUAGUCUGGCAAGUUCGUUGAUGACACUCCCGUGAUCUGCGGGCGACGGGGGGAAAGACUGCGCGGGUGUGAAAUCGUGCGUGCGGGGAAAUGAGGUGCAUCAGUCGAGGGUUUUUCAUUCGUCGCUACACGCCCUCGGGCCCGCGCGGACCAUCGGGAGUGUUACGAACGAAGUUGCCAAGCUAUAGUUCGCUUCAUCGCGCGCGGGUAUACUCUGGGCUCAGACCAAUUAUAGAAGGACCAGUAUCGCACCCAUAUUCACAAACAUUGUUUCCUCAGAAAAUGAGCUUAGAUUCAGUGUAUAUCUUAGAAAAUGAGCUUUGGUGUAUAUCUUAUACUAAAUUUGAAGUUUUUGCCUGUUUUUUUACACCACUCAACUACAUACAAAAGUAUUUCUACUGAGCUCUAACCGACGAACACGAUUACAGCUAUGAAACAUCUAUACUACAGAUACAGUUUUUUAAUCGCAUUAGAUCGUUGAUCAUAUACUUUGACAGAAAAGUAACGUCUAGCGAGGCGGGUCCUAUACAAUAAUUGGUCUGAGACUCUGGGCCUUCUUGUGAGAGACAUAGUUAGCGAACAAACCUCGGAUCCGUAUGUCAUCACUGGCAAUACGCACUCAACAUACAAAACUCUUAAAAACUAAUAAGGAAUAUUUAAUCUUUAAAAACUAGACAAUAUUUUUUUUAAUCACUAAUGAAUCUGUACUUUUCUCAAUAUUUUAUUACAGUUCGUGCGCUGUAGCAUAAUGCGGUUGACGUUCAUAAUACGUACCUACUAUUAUCGUGAAUCGCGGCAACAUUCAAGAGUGAAACGAACUGUCACCCGCACCACCCUACACGCACGAACUAAAGAGUUGUUCUUAUUUAAGGGCCGCUCAAAACAUUCCUGACGUAAUAUUGAGAUAUACAUAAUUAGUAUGAUACACGUCUAGUUAAAAAUAUACAUAUGAAUGUUAAAUGUAAAUUAUAAACGCUGUUGUUAAUCUAUAUAGCCUGAUAUUUAAACUAAUUUUAAUAUGUCAAAGUUAUUCCAAAACUAAGACAAUUUACGUAAUCUAGCUCAUAGCUGUUAGAUAUUAUAACAGUAUGAAAUUAAAGAUAGAUAAAAAAAUUCAAUACCUAUGAUGUAGUUAUGCAAAAUUUAUAUUGUUAGCUAAUAAUUUCGAUUUUUUUUUAAAUAUAUAGCUCCCGCCGCAUUCCCUCAAAAAAGAUAACAACUUUAUUGCGAACUUCGUAAAUAAACGAGAUAAGGCAAUUUGUUACUCUGCAUCAUGACGCGUGCCGUUUUUUCAGUCAACUUGUAGAGAAUAAAAAAGAAAAAAAAAAAUGACAAACAGUAGUCUAGUUCUUUCUCUGUCUACGAUUAACCACCAUCCUACAGGAAACGAACUGUAAUGCUAGUUACAGACCUGCUAUUUUAACUGUAGUUUUUUUCUAAUGAUUUUGAUUGAAUUUUAGAUCAGAUAAAACUGAAGGUCUGUAGCCCGGGCAAUUAGUUUUUGCUUUUAAUUUGUGCUUGAUUACACAAUAUUACGUGAUUUAUAUUUUUAUUUUUGAUAUAAUUAUGUAUAAAAAAAGUAUGAAUAAAAAAUGUUACAUUUGAAUAAUACUAUUUAUUCUUUAUUUACCUACUAAUAUUAAUUUAAAAAAAAAACAGAGAUUGCUUGCUAAAUCUAACAUCUAAAAGGCUUAGGAUUUAGUUGUAAGAUGCAGCAUUUGACCUUGAACAAUUAACAGACAGCCCAUUGGUGUGUAAGGUCGUUUUUACCAGAAAUAUAAUUAACAAGUAAUUGUAUUCUGUGCUUUAGAUGCUAAUUGAAGAAAUUUGUUCCUUUUUUUUCGCAAGAUAGAGGGUUUUUUUCAAUUUUUUUUUGUUUAGUUCGUUUAUUACUCUCUGAUUUAAUACAGCUGAUGUUAAUGCUUAAUAGUAAUAUAUCUAAGAAAAAAACAUUUUACAGGUCUAAGUAAUAAAUAACAGUACCUUUUCAACUCAUUGUUAUUUUACGAUGUCCCGAGUAUGAGUUAGGAGGGCUAUUUUGUACGAUUAUUUAUUUAUUUAUCAUUCUACAAAGUACAUAUUUAAAUUAAGCCUAACCGUAACCAUGAUGCAACACAAAGCACAGUUGGUUUUACUGGUUAUUACAUACAUAAUUGUUAUAUACAUGGUUAUUUCAUAAACAAUAUUGAAAAAAAUAACACAAAAAGAGAAAAGAAAAAAAUAGAACAAUCAUUAGCGGAUAGUAAAAUUAACAUGAUAAUUAUAGUGUGAGUAUACCGACGUUUUAUUACUAGCUAUUGCGAGUUGCGGUUUUCUUUCUAGAAUUUUUAGCAGUCUGAAGUUGAGUCUGAAAAAAUUCACCUCUAUCUCUCUCUGUCUGUCACGAUACUAUGGAAUGAGAAAAAUAGAGCUGAAUUCGAAACUCGCUCUUGCCUUUUCAAUACAAAACAUUACAGAAUAGCCCUACAUAGAAAAUGUCAGUUUGCUGGUUUUCUUUCUAGAAUUUUUAGCAGUCUGAAGUUGAGUCUGACAGCUUAAUUUAAUAUACCUAUAGUAAAUAUUUUACAAAUUAUUAUUCACUAAUGCUGUUUUAUAUGUAUAUUUUAUUAUCAAAUGAUCUUCCAUUGUUCCAAAUGUUCCAUAGAUAAUAAUUAUUGUUAUUAUUGUUCUAAAUCGCAAAAGCCAUCUCGAUGUAAAUCGGAAUUAUGACUGGAUGUUAUGAAUAAUUUUGUAUCAAAUAAAAAAACCACUUUGCAAA
Bicyclus anynana (squinting bush brown) is the source of this 8215-nucleotide messenger RNA. Its product is annotated as nematocyst expressed protein 4. NCBI's taxonomy places the organism in Eukaryota, Metazoa, Arthropoda, Insecta, Lepidoptera, Nymphalidae. The record is from RefSeq and is a predicted model, not a curated record. The transcript has 6 exons. Bases 356 to 946 code for a protein of 196 amino acids.